AUGCCACUGGAGGUGAUCUACGUGGCCCGUCAUGGGUUCAGAUCAAACUGGCUCGUUGAUCACGCCACUGGCACCUACACAGCGACCCUACGGUCGCCAACUGGCGGAGCGGCUGAUCCGGCUCUGACAUCCCAUGGCGUUGAUCAAGCGAGGGAGCUCGGCGAGCGGCUGUUGAAGGCAGAGCCGCCCAUUGAGCGCGUCUAUUCCAGUCUAUACUACCGAUGUCUUCAGACAGUCGAACCCUUUGUGCGCAAGGCCAUCGUCACUGACAAGCGCCUGUCCAUAAGGGGCGAGACUGGUCUGGGUGAGUGGUAUGGAGCAGCCAACUUUGAGCACCCGGUCCCAGCGUCCCAUGAAAUUCUGAGGCCGCUGUUCCCGGGCCUGCUCGACGAAGAGUACAGACCGCUAGUAACGCCGACCCGCAUGGGAGAGGGUGUUGAUGAGCUGCAUGACCGAGUCGCCAGGACCAUGGACGAGCUCAUUGCUCAGUGCGACAGAGAGGGCGUGCGUGCCGUUCUGCUCUGCUCACAUGCUGCCACCAUAAUCGCUUUGGGCCGAGUGUUGACUGGUGACAUGCCGGAGAGCAUCGACACUGAGGACUUUCGGGCCUUCACCUGCGGGUUGAGUGUCUACAGGCGACGGGCAUCCCCCGCGGGAACCGUAUCCGGGACAGUUAAGUGUGACGGCGAUGGCAUUGCAACCUCGUCAGGGGCCUCUGCUGCACACGCUGCAGAUCGUCACAAGGAUCUCGCCUGGAGAGGUGGUCGGGGCGUUGGUGGGGGGUGGAUGUGUGAGCUCAAUAGUGACUGCAGUCAUCUUUCACUAGGGGAGGAGCGAGGCUGGCGCUUUUCUGGAGACGAGUCGUUCCUCGGUACUGCUUCGGGACAAAGCAUGCUCGAUGCUGGACAGCUGGGAGUGGUUGUCGAGGGCAGAGGGGGUGGGUCGACAAAUCGGGGAAAGCUUUGAUACUCGUUGCUUUGCUCCUGGUACUGUGCGAAGUCAGCUUCAUAUCCUGUCCAUACUGGCGGACUGUUUCCUCCCUCCAUGGAGGCAGUGAUUUUCAGCGCACAGACGAGAACCUCCUCCCUUUUCUCCCAGUAUGAGACAACAACAAACAAUUGAACAACACCAUGUCCUCAUGUUCGUAUUUCCUUUUGUGAGGAUUGUGCUAUCGUCAACACUAUGAUCAUCAUGAUGAUAUGCGUACCAGGAAACCAAAAUGUGACAGCUGCGGUGUUACCAUCCCUAGUUCAAGCCUCCCUCUGGGGAGCACCAGAUCUAUCCGUCUGCGGGGCCAUCGAGUUACGUCAAUGGUGGCGUCUGCAACUCGGCUUGGCGUGUUGGGCUGGCCGAGGAGCAGAGUGAGAGGUCAUUUUCCUCGUCAUAAAAUACCCCGCUUGGAGACAGUGGGCAGCUUGGUUUGUUGAUGUGAGACAGGCCUCAGAACAGAACGGUCAUUGUUUCGAGUAUCUACCUUCUAGACGCUCGUUCCUGAAUCAGGUAGAGGCAGAGGGGCAAGCCAGCAGGACAAGUGAGAGAGAGAGAACGUGAGCCCUAUCGAUCCAGCUUCCAGGUCGAGUACUGGUACGGCCCUUGUGGCCCCCCAAGACGCCAACAGGUGCGGCAUCAGUUCAUAGUCACUGCUCGCCAAUUACAAAUGCCGCUUCCGAUCUGCGAGAGAGCGGAGAGGGAAAUGAACGACAGUCCAAUCUCUGCGCAAAAAGAUGCUGUGUUGGCGAUGGCGGCACGGGAUGGGGAAAAGUGAUAUAUGAUAGAAUCUUGGGCGGUAUGUGGGUCCAAAGA
Molecule: messenger RNA, 1803 nt
Organism: Podospora pseudopauciseta
Lineage: Eukaryota; Fungi; Ascomycota; Sordariomycetes; Sordariales; Podosporaceae
Gene: TFC7
Product: C6 zinc cluster transcription factor-like protein
Exons: 3
Coding region: 1-966 (321 amino acids)
Source: RefSeq, a predicted model, not a curated record